AUGGGUUGCAGAAUGUCUUGCCAUGAGACAGCCAAGUGUGAAUUAUUCCGUUUCGAUACCACAAGUCCAUCAGAAGAGGGACUGCCCAUUGGAGAGAUUUUACAUAACGCCAUCCUGUCCAACAAUUUGCAACUUUGUCAACAUAUAUUGAACAAGUAUUCAGGCGGGAAAUUUCCAGUUCUGAAUGAAUUUCCAUGUGGUCAUGUUUCGCGUUCUCCGCCAUUGCACGUCGCAUGCAUGUAUCGCAGACCGGAAAUUGUAAGACUGUUUGUAGAAAACGGAGCCGAUGUGACCGCACUCGACAUGUACGGAAGAACACCAUGCAAUAUUUGUUUGCAGUAUUGGCCACGUAUCUGGCCGGAUGAGAAAACCCUAUGUUUCGACGACCUGAAUAUUGAAGCAGAAUUUUGGAAUUCUAUCAAAGAUCAAAUCCUGAAAGCUUCGUGCAUUUUGGAAAUAUUAUUACAGCAUGGGGCAGACGGAGAGGAGAAACUUUGUUCUCAGAGGCAAGCCCUCCUUCAUUUUGCAGCUAAAAAGGAACUACAUGGUGCUAUGAAAAUUUUGCUUGAGGCUGGCGUCGAUAUAAAUAGUCGUGAUGAUUAUUUAUGUACACCUCUAGCAGUAGCGGCUAAGCACGGACGGCUGCGGAGCAUCAAGUAUCUUACCAAUGAAGGUGCUGACGUCACACUUGCAGACGUGAAUGGAUGCACAUAUUUACACCAUAUAUGCUCUUGUGAAAGGCUAACAUUAUCUGAACUCCGUCAAGCAAUGAGUGUCGCAUGUACUUCAGUGAUAAAUCAGACGAAUCGGGACGGACAGACCAUCUUGCACAUCAUUUCAACUCAGGGAAAUGGCGACAAGGUUUCCCUUUUGCUACAGAGCGGAUGCGACGCUAACGUUAAAGACAUUAUGGGUCGGACGCCAUUAUUCUGUCUAUUAGAUUCAUGUGAGCCCGGUCGUUGUCUCCUCGGAAUUGAAUGUCUUCUCAUGGAAACAAACCAAGUAGUCAUUCGAGACAGGCACGGAAAUUAUCCGAUGUGUUUCGCUAGAUAUCGUAGAAGUAUGCCGGAUAUUCUGAAGGAUUUGAUAGCACUGUCAACCUCUCCAUCCCGUUUGUUUUAUUUGUGUGUUCAAAGAGUCCGGCAUACCAUGGGAAGGGGCAGACAAGAUGUUCGCCACUUGGCACAGCUCCAACUUCCAGGCGUCAUCACAUCGGAAAUUAUCCUCGUUAGUAAUUUUAUGAAUAUGCCCCUAUUACUCAGAAAAUAA
Messenger RNA from Ylistrum balloti, 1269 nucleotides. Its product is annotated as serine/threonine-protein phosphatase 6 regulatory ankyrin repeat subunit C-like. The record is from RefSeq and is a predicted model, not a curated record. The transcript has a single exon. Gene Ontology annotation, molecular function: protein binding. Bases 1 to 1269 code for a protein of 422 amino acids. Lineage: Eukaryota; Metazoa; Mollusca; Bivalvia; Pectinida; Pectinidae.